AUAAUAUUAGCAAUGUCUUCUCCUCAUGUAAUUCUUCUCCCAUACCCUGCUCAAGGUCAUGUUAUCCCAUUCCUUGAGCUUGCAUACUGCUUGGCAGACUCCGGCUUCAAAGUCACCUUCGUCAACACCGAGCACAUCCACGGCCGUGUGACGGAGGCGAUAGCCGCGGUUGAGCAUGACACCGGCAUAAUUAACUUGGUUUCGAUCCCUGAUGGUUUAGAAUCAAUCGAAGAACGUAGUGAUCUUGUCAAGCUCAGUGUUCGAUUAUCCGAGGUUGUUCCAAGAAGUUUGGAAGAACUGAUAGAUAAAGUUAACAAAUCAGGUGAUGGUAGUAAAAUUACAAGCUUGAUUGCUGAUGAAAAUUUGUCAUGGAUAAUGCCCGUAGCGAAGACGAUGGGCCUCCACGCCGUCGCAUUUUGGCCGGCGGCAGCUGCUUCUCUUUCACUCUUGCUUUCAACUUCUAAAUUGGCUGAAGAUGGAGUUAUUGAUGGCAAAACUGGGUUAGCAAAGAUUGAAGAGAAGGUGCAAUUAAGUCCAGGGAUGCCAUCAAUCCUGCCAAGAGAGUUUGCAUGGAAUGGAUUGUUCUGUGAUUUGAAGUCACAGGAAGCAAUCUUCAACAAAAUAAUGGACAUAAACAAAGGUCUAGAUUUUGCAGACAUGCUCAUCUGCAAUUCUUUCCAUGAAAUAGAAGCACCAACCUUCAAAUUCAUGCCCAAAGUACUUCCCAUAGGGCCAUUGCUCUCCGGCCGAAGAACCGGAAAGGCGGUCGGCAACUUUUGGCCGGAGGAUUCAUCUUGCAUAUCUUGGCUGGACAAACAAAACCUAAGCUCAACCAUUUAUGUCGCCUUCGGGAGCUUUACCGUCUUCGAUGAACUACAAUUCAAAGAGCUCGCUCUCGGGCUCGAACUCACCGGCCGGCCAUUCUUAUGGGUUGUGAGGCCAGACUUAACAGACCAAACAUGCAAUGCAUAUCCAGAAGGGUUUAGGGAGAGAAUAAGAAGUAGAGGGUUGAUUGUAGGGUGGUCUCCACAGCAAAGAGUGUUAGCACAUCCUUCAAUUGCAUGCUUUGUGUCACACUGUGGAUGGAACUCAACAAUGGAAGGUGUUACAAAUGGAGUGCCAUUUUUAUGUUGGCCUUACUUCACUGAUCAGUUCAUGAACAAGACUUACAUUUGUGAUGUUUGGAAGAAUGGAUUGGAAGUGAGUUAUGGGGAGGAUAGAGUUGUGAGUAGAGAGGAGAUUUGUGGAAAGAUUGAGAAGCUUUUGGGUGAUGAGAAGAUUAAGACUAAGGCAUUGGCUUUGAAGGAUUUGGCAUUUAAGUCUAUUAGUCAUGGAGGGUCUUCUUUCAAGAACUUCAAUUCAUUGAUUGAGACCAUCAAACAGUGAAAGAGAUCACUCACUGGAUACUAAGUUAUUAUGUGAUUUGUGUGGCUUGAACUUAUGAUUUAUUUCUACUUUGUUUUGUUAAUUCCCAAUAAUUCCAAAGUAAC
Dioscorea cayenensis subsp. rotundata (Guinea yam) is the source of this 1490-nucleotide messenger RNA. Its product is annotated as UDP-glycosyltransferase 83A1-like. Gene Ontology annotation, molecular function: UDP-glycosyltransferase activity. The record is from RefSeq and is a predicted model, not a curated record. The transcript is spliced from 2 exons. NCBI's taxonomy places the organism in Eukaryota, Viridiplantae, Streptophyta, Magnoliopsida, Dioscoreales, Dioscoreaceae. Bases 13 to 1386 code for a protein of 457 amino acids.